Molecule: messenger RNA, 4610 nt
Organism: Harmonia axyridis
Lineage: Eukaryota; Metazoa; Arthropoda; Insecta; Coleoptera; Coccinellidae
Gene: Grip
Product: glutamate receptor-interacting protein 1
Exons: 16
Coding region: 709-3624 (971 amino acids)
Biological process (GO): neurotransmitter receptor transport, endosome to postsynaptic membrane
Molecular function (GO): protein binding
Source: RefSeq, a predicted model, not a curated record
CUUUAGCAACACAUUCCAUUUAACUACUGUCCAAAACAUAAACCAACUCAGUUAACAUUCUAACAGACCAAACAGCAGACAUCAAAAGACAUCCAGAAACAAUGGAAGAUCUGUUUCGCCAAGGCUGUUCAAGAUAACAUAAAUAUAGUGUCUGGUCUCUUCUUGAACAAACGAUAAUGUUGAAAAAUCCAGCAUGCAGAAUCAUAAAUAGACGAAUUGGUGCUAUCUUAACAUAUUAAUCACAGUGGCACUCCUUCUGUCACAAAAGUAAUUAAAAGCAACUUUGUUAAGUCGUUGUGGGUCAUGUUUAUUGGCUUGUACGAGUUCUAAUUGUGACUGAUACGUCAAUUUGAUGUUUUAUGGUAUCGUAAUCCGUAUGGUUGAAAUUUCUGUGUUUCAGCAGGAAAUCUGGACGUCAAAAAGAUCAAAGAAGUCGUAAUGGGCCCUCCUAUCUUCAUAAAGAUUCGAAAAAACAAGCUGUUAACCCUUCUACAAACAAGUGAGGUCUUACAAAAGAAGUUGAUGAUCCCUUAAACAUCUGGCAUUACCAGAAAAAAUAGGAAACAAUAAAGGCAGUUAAAAGUGCAGCUAACGGCGUAACAAUGACAUCAAAUGAAGUGUAGACUGAAAUAGACAAGGGCUGGGUUGAUCUCAAAUAGCUAGAUCUAAAUCCUCAUUACUCUUACUGCCUUUAGAGGUGGGUUCAGGAUGAAGCUUUGGAAGGUGCUAGCUAGAAAUAGUCACGUUUACACGAAUCAACCUGGGAUAAGGAACCAGUCUCAAAUGGAGAUGUACGAUUACAAGUCUGUUUGCUCAACCAGCAUUUCAGAGGAUUCUGGGAAACAUUCUGAUGGUUUCUACUCAGAUUAUCAAAGACAACACUUGACAACAACUGUUCAGCUGAAGAGGAAUCCAGGUGAAUCCUUGGGAAUUAUAAUAGGAAAUUCAGAUCUGGGCUCAACUCCAAGCAUAGCCUCACUCAGGCCUGGUUCUGUGGCAGUAGCAAGCGACCAACUGGUACCUGGAGACAAGAUACAUAGCAUAAAUGGCAUCAACACUUCCAAGAUGCGAGCUGCUGAUGUCAACAGCCUUUUGGAGAACGUCGAUGAUAAUGCAAUGUUGGAGAUUGGCUAUUCUCUGCCUUGUUAUGGUUCACAACAGUCGAUGAGUGUCAUAACGAAGACUACAGAAGUAACACUAGAAAGAUCUGAUGGUUCCAUUGGUAUCACCUUGAGAGGAGGCACAGUCUUGGAUCAUCCUAAUUUGAGUAGACCUCUGAUUAUAACACAUGUUCGGCCAAAUGGACCUGCAGCAAGAACUGGACUGAUACGUGUGGGAGACAGAGUCCUGAAGGUGGAUAACCAGUCCCUCUUCAACAAGACCCUCGGCGAAGCCCAACAGCUGCUCAGAGAAAGCUGCGUCUCCAAGAACCAACAUGGCAUCACCGUAACCACUCUGACCAUAGAAUACGAAGUGAGUAACAUGGAGACUGUGAAAUACGCGACAGGGCCUCUUUUGGUGGAGAUCGACAGGACUCAAGACGAGGACUUCGGUGUUAUUCUGAACAAUUACGGUAGUGAUUUCGGUCUGGACGAAGUGAUAACCUCAGGGUUUUUUGUGGGACACAUUGUGCAGGCCAGUACGGCCGAUAGGUGCGGUGCCUUGAACAUAGGGGAUCAGAUUCUGGCCAUAAACGAUUUGGCGAUGAAGGACUUCGAGGGUAGCCUGAUGGAUGCUGAGAAGUUGCUGAGGAAGGCUAGGAGGUUGCAGAUCUUGCCGUUUCAGGCUGUGCACCGGGUGUCUAGGAAUUAUGGUUUUGGCCAAUACCCAAGUCCUAGCCUAAGCGGCUACAGUACCAUAAACUCAAGAUGCUCCAGAAGAAGGAACAUCCCAAAUCGACAAAGUAUGCUGCACAAAUCUUUCGAAGGAGAUUUAGGAACGAACAGCAUCGGCUACUCGACCAAUAUGGGCGUAUGUCAUACAGAAUCGCUCAGCAUCAACCUUUACAGCGACAGAGGGACAGGUUUUGGCAUAGGCGUAUCAGUUGGGGAUCACACUGACAAUAAACCAGCCGAUAUUCUCAUAUCUAGGAUAGUGAUGGAUUCACCUGCAUACAGGUGCGGAUGUCUUCAAGUGGGCGACAGGAUAACAGCUGUCAACCAUCAGUACAACCUAACCCUUCAAGAGAUCACAGCCAUCUUGGACCGUGGAAUCGACAUGAACAAUGUUUGUCAAGUUGCUCUUCAAGUUGAGUUCGACGUAGCUGAUACAAUAGUGCCUUCAAGUGGGGUGUUCACAGUGAAACUAGCUAAAAGAGGUCCAGGACUAGGGAUUACAAUAACAGCGUCCAAGGUUGCACCAGACGAUCCCUUCAUCAUCUCGGAGAUUUGCAGAGGCUCCAUAGCCCACAGAACAGGUACUUUACACGCAGGCGAUCGUUUACUGGCUAUAGACAAUCAAACCUUGACCCACCACACUGUAGAAUCUGCCUUCGAUAUCAUCAAACACUCAAGUAGCGACAUUGUUACUCUGAAGAUUGAAAAGACCGAAACUGAAGGAGAUAAUUUGUUUUUGGACAGUGUUGUGUACACUGUUGAACUGCAUAGAUACGGAGGUCCGCUUGGUAUCACCAUUUCCGGCAGUGAAAACAAUAGUGAUCCUAUCAUAUUGUCCAGGAUAACGGAAGGUGGUCUAGCAGAAAAAACAGGUGCUCUUCAUGUUGGAGACAGAAUUCUGGCUAUAAACAAAGAAAGCCUAGAGCACAGACGGUUAUCUGAUGCUAUAAGACUUCUGCAGACAUCUGGAGAUAGAGUACAGCUAAAGAUUGCACGAAACCUAAAACCCAAAGAAUUCAGAACUGACUUCAAGAUUGACUACUCCCUAGACUCCAGAGAAACUUCUAGCCUCAUAGAGUCACAACUUGAUGAAAGGUGUGAGUACUCUAGCCCUGAUGGUGUUAUGAGUGUGGAUAGCGCAGUUCAUUCAUGGGACAGUAAUAAUCCGGAUAAUACAACAGACAUCAAAGAUGGAGAGAGCCUGAUAAGUGAACCCAUAUCCAUACCCUUUCCAGAGAAGGAUUCUGCAGCAUCGAUUGACCACAAACACGAUUCUCAGAUACAGUUCUAUUCUGACGCUGAUGAAGUUUUUUGUCCAAGUCCAUUGCCAUUACCUAGUUAUAACUAUUCACAUACUUAUAAGUAUGAUACAGGACACUCAUACCAACAGUCCAACAAUUACAUGAAGAUGUAUGGUGAUGACUCUCUAGUAGGGCAUGAAGUAUUUCACGUUACAUUAUACAAGGAUUCUAUUUAUGAUGAUUAUGGAUUCAGUGUAAGCGAUGGACUUUACGAGAAAGGUGUCUAUGUUAAUAAAAUUAGGAAAGAUGGUCCGGCAGAUAUUGUUGGGUUGCUAAAACCUUACGAUAGAAUAAUACAGGUGAACGAUACAAAAACUCAAGAUUUUGAUUGCUGCUUAACUGUUCCCUUAAUUGCAUCAGCUGGAGAUAGAAUCGAGUUGGUUAUCGCAAGAAAUCCUUACAUAAACUGCUGUGAAAGGGGUGACCAAGAUAAUUUCCAAAAGAAAGUGUUUCCAGGCAGCCAACACACCAUCACAAAAACAUUAUGAGGCAGUGGAUUAUGAAAUAUUCAGAUUGAACAGUAUUCUUCGCAUUGGAUAUAGUGUACAGUUUUAACGUUUUUUUUCUUACUAGUGAAUGGAUUAAUAUACGAAAGCAAACAAUCAUUGUAUAAAAAUAUUUAUCUAUGAAUUUCAUACAUAUUGUUUAUAAAAUACUCAACAAUUUUAUUCUGUACAUAAUGAUUUUUAUGUUACAGUUCAAGCAACAAAUAAACUUAACUUUUAUAAAAACAUAAUCAUCUUUUACUUAAUAAAGUAUUACGAGUGAAAGUUGUGAAAUUUUGUCUCAAUAUAAAGUGAACAUUGCACUAUAAAAAAAAGAAGAGAAAUAAUACAAUUCACUUCUUAUUACAUGAAUUGCUUUGAUUGUAGAAUAUAUACAUAUAUUCGGAAUAAUCAACUUAUAUAUGAAAAAAUUUAUCUAACCGUCAAAAUACAUAAUUUACAGAAUAUUAAAAUACUGAAUAACUAUCAAAUAUGCUAAUCACAAACAUAUUCUCAUAUUUGAGUCUUGAUAAAUUUGAUGGGCUCUAUUGCAUACAAUAAAAAUUAUGGAAAACCAAGCAAUAUACAGAUGAACUAAAUAUAAAAUAAGAUUGAACAAGAAUUCUCAAUAAUGUGUACAAUAAUAAUUGAUGUGAGCAAAUAAUAGGUGAUUGAAAAAAUCACAUAAGUUAAUUAAAAAUAAAAUAAAGAACAAUAAUUCAAACUUCAAUGCAAGUUACAAAUAAGAUCCAACUUUUUCAGAUCUGACUCAAUUGUAAAUUUGGCAACAUUGUUAUGACUAGCAAACAACAAUAAAUACUAUAUACAGCUAAAUAUCUCCAGGACAAAAUAAAAUAAUAUUAUUUAAAUUAUUAUAUAAAGCUGCUUUUCUAUUUCGUUUAAUGCAAAUAUAAUAAUGAAUUUCGAUUUGGUUAAGCGACUAACAGCUAUGAAACUCUCAAAAUAUAUCAUUCAUAGCCUCUUUUCAA